AGCAUUGCAAAGCGGAAGUGGUCCGCGAGCGAAUUUUGCCAGGAGAACUAGCGAAAGAGAAAUGGCGCUUCAAUGCCGUGCUCACUGAGGCAGUCUACAGACGGAUAGACAGACUAAACAAGUGCAAAUAAACUGAAAAAUCAUGGUGAACACAAGAAAGAGCUCUCGGCAUGAGCCGAGCACUCUCUUCAUCUCGUCCAGGACCCGAUCUUCCGCCAGGAAUGAAGAACAUAAUGAUCCCAGCAGUGAUGUGAGCAGUCCUAGCAGUCCUCGAAUGUCCCCUCCCUCGAAGCGGACCCGUAGACAGACCCCACCAAGCUCUAGUGACAUCACUCCCUCGUCUCAGGCUAAGGGCCAGAGGGUCUCCUGGGUCAUGUCCACCCACCGCACCAGGUUGUCAUCUGGUGCCCUGCAAAAUGGACAUGCCCAUAAGGUGGACGGGGCAGGAGACCACUCUCACAUGAACGGCCAUAUUGAUCUGAAGAGGAGCUGCCGAGUGAGGAAGAGCCAGUUUGAACACCUCAACCAGAGCCUGCUUUUUGACCAGCUCGUCAACAGCACGGCGGAGGCAGUUCUUCAGGAGAUGGACAACAUCAGCAGCAUCAGACAGAACAGGGAGGUGGAGAGACUCCGCAUGUGGACCGACACUGAGGUGGAAAACAUGGACAUGUAUUCUCGUGUGAAGAGGAGGAAGUCACUGCGCAGGAACACCUUUGGCAUGCAGGCGCAUCACAAAGCCAUGAGCAAGACAGAGGAGGAAGAGGAGGAGGAGGAAGAGGGGACUGAAGAGUCUCACGGGGAAGAAGAGGAUGACGAAGCGGAGGAUGAGGAUGAUGGAGAUGAGGCAGAGGAGGUAGGAGAGGAGAAUGACAGACCGUACAACCUGAGGCAGCGCAAGACUGUACAGAGAUACGAGGCGCCACCUAUCGAGCCUGUCAACAGAAAACAAACCACUCCCUCCCUGUUUGACACCCACAGAUCUCCAGCUAGGAGAAGCCAUAUACGAGUGAAGAAGCAUGCCAUCCACAGUAGCGACACCACGUCGUCGUCUGACGAGGAGAGAUUUGAGAGGAGGAAAAGCAAGAGCAUGACCCGGGCCAGGAACAGGUGUCUGCCUAUGAACUUGCGAGCAGAGGACCUGGCCAGUGGGGUGCUGAGGGACAGGGCCAAGGUGGGAGCUAGCCUCGCUGAUGUGGACCCCAUGAAUCUGGACACCUCAGUGAAGUUUGACAGCGUGGGAGGGCUGUCCAAACACAUCCAGUCCCUGAAAGAGAUGGUGGUCUUCCCUCUCCUCUACCCAGAGGUUUUCGAGAGGUUCAAGAUUCAGCCACCAAGAGGGUGUCUGUUCUACGGCCCACCAGGUACAGGAAAGACCCUAGUAGCGCGGGCUUUGGCCAACGAGUGUAGUCAAGGUGACAAGAAAGUGUCUUUCUUCAUGAGGAAGGGAGCUGACUGCCUCAGCAAGUGGGUCGGUGAAUCAGAACGACAGCUACGCCUGCUCUUCGACCAGGCGUACCUGAUGAGGCCUUCCAUAAUCUUCUUUGAUGAGAUAGACGGGCUGGCCCCAGUGCGCUCCAGCAGACAGGACCAGAUACAUAGCUCCAUAGUGUCCACUCUGCUGGCGUUGAUGGAUGGUCUGGACAGCCGAGGGGAAAUCGUGGUCAUCGGUGCUACCAAUAGACUGGACUCCAUAGACCCUGCUCUACGGAGGCCUGGACGCUUUGACAGGGAGUUCCUCUUCAACCUGCCUGACAAGAAGGCCCGAAGGCAAAUCCUUGAGAUCCACACUCGGGACUGGAACCCCAGACUGGCUGAGCAGUUUGUGGACGAGCUGGCGGAGAAAUGUGUCGGUUACUGCGGUGCCGACAUCAAAGCACUUUGCACAGAGACGGCCCUGGCGGCGCUGCGGCGGCGCUACCCCCAGAUCUACGGCAGCAGUGUUAAGCUGCAGCUGGAUGUCAGUACCAUCGUGCUGGGGCCUGGGGACUUCAGCCGCGCCUUGCGGACCAUCGUCCCAGCCUCCCAGAGAGCCCAGGCCCCUCCAGGCCGAGCCCUGUCCCCAAACAUACGCCCCCUACUGGCCAACACACUGGACACAGUGCUGGAGGUCCUGCUCCGAGUCUUCCCCCAUGCAGAAUCACAGCACAGGGAGAGUAGAGGAGACAUUGACAAUCUGCUAGAGGAGGAGUUCAGUGAAGAGGAGACGGAUGGAGCAGCUCCCUCCAUCUACCACCUCCAGCCUGGAUCCCCUAAGAUGCACACACACCCCUCUACGGCACACACACCCUUCCUACACUUCACCACAUCAGCUCUCCACCAGCCCACGUCGUACCGGCCUCGCCUGCUGCUGGCGGGUCCCCCCGGCUCGGGACAGGGUUCUCACCUGGCCCCUGCUGUGUUACACCACCUGGACAAGCUGUCUGUCCACCGUCUAGACCUGCCCACACUCUACUCUGUCAGCGCCAAGACACCUGAGGAGUCCUGCGCUCAGGUGUUCUGUGAGGCGCGUCGGAGCGUGCCCAGUGUGGUGUUCAUGCCUCACAUCUGUGAUUGGUGGGAUUCGGUUAGCGACACUGUAAAGAACACCUUUCUCUCUCUGCUCCAGGACGUCCCCUCUUUCACCCCCCUCCUCAUCCUCGCCACCACAGACACCUGCUACACACAGCUACCGCAGGAGGUGAAGUUGAUGUUCCAGAGGACGUACGGAGAGGUGGUCAGUCUGUCUCCACCUGGAGAGGAGGACAGACGAAGGUUCUUCACUGACCUGCUACUGGUACAGGCUGCUAGAGCAUCGCUACCCAGGAGACAUACAGCUCUGCAGUGUGAGGAGGUGCUACCGGUAGCAGAGACCCUGGACGCCAGGGUUCUCUCCCCCGAGGAGCAGCGUCGUCUGGCUGACCAGGAGGAGAACACUCUGAGAGAGCUGCGUCUGUUCCUCAGGGACGUCACCAGGCGCCUUGCCGUAGACAAACGCUUCAACAUCUUCAGCAAACCUGUCGACAUUGAGGAGGUGUCAGACUACCUGGAGGUGAUCCGUCAGCCCAUGGAUCUGUCUACUGUCAUGACAAAGAUAGACACCCAUAAAUACCUGACGGCUAAUGACUUCCUGGUGGACAUAGACCUGAUCUGCAGCAAUGCCCUGGAGUACAACCCUGACAAGGACCCCUCAGAUAAGAUCAUCCGCCACAGAGCAUGUAGUCUAAAAGACACGGCCCACGCCAUGCUGGCCUCAGAGCUCGACCCUGAGUUCCACCGCAUUUGUGAGGACAUCAAGGAGUCGCACAGAAAGAGGGACCUCCAGACUCCGGCCUUGCCGCCUGUCCCCCUGGCUGCCGUGGUAACCACCAGGAAGCCGGCUGUAGAGGAGAAUGCUGGAAACAGCACUCAGGGACAGACCGUCAACAAGCAGCACUGCAGCAGCAAUCACAUGAAGAGGAAAAUGCGUCGGCGGCCAUCUUGGGGGCGGGGCAUCAUCAAGAAGAAGAAGAUCUACAAGAAGGGAAUGGAGGAAGAGGAGGAUGAAGGUGCGGAGCCUGAGCCAGAGAGCCUGAGCCAGGAUGAAGACUCUUCCUGCGACACCAUUGACCCUCAGCCCAACGGACACCACACACAAAGCAUCUCCAUGGAGGAAGAGCACUCCAACGCGGCACCUAGGGGCCGGAGCACAGAGACUGAGACACAGGGGGAGAGCAGCACAGGGACAGGGCCCAAGAAAGAAGAGACACCGGCUAUAGACGACAAAGCCAAAGACCUCCAGUCUAAAAGCGAGUCUUCCCCAUCUGAAAGGGAAGAGUCUCAUUGUAAAGGCGAGGAGCCUCAAGCCCAGUACAAGUUGAUCCAGUCUGAAGAUGAGGGGUCUAAACAUAAAGAUCUCCAGUCUAAAGAUAAGGGUACCCGGGCCGAUGGCGAGAAGCCCCAAGACCAGCCUGAUGAUCCCCAGGCGAAACACAAGGAGGCCCAGUCCAAGGCUGAGCAGCACUUGUCAGCCCCUAAGACGGCCACAGCGCCCCCUGUCCCUCGGGAGGAGUGUGUGAAUGGGGAUGAGUCCUUGGACAGCUUGGACUCGCAGGCCCUCAAGAGCUCUGAGACAGAGGAAGGUCCUACAGAGGGCACAGGUGAGGGGGCGGAGGGGAAAGAUUAUAUGUCUGCAAAGAGCAGAGGUAUUCAGGAGCGCCCUCCUCAGGACGGGAGGAAAGGAGACAUAGAGACGGGCGAGGAGGAGCAUGAGCAGGAUAGAGAAGGCGUGUCCAAGGGAAGGAAGAGUCAAUCAGAGCAGUCGAAGGGUUCGGCUGACAUGACAGAGGAAGAGUCUCCACAGAUCCCUCCCACUCCACCACCUCCACUAAUGGUCGAUCACCAGCGACUCACAGCCCUCUUGGACACAGUGGUACAGAGGAGUGAAGGCUACAGCGUGGAGCGUUUAGAGAGACUCUUCUCUCUCCUCAGUCAGUGCAUCUACCAACACCGCCUGGACUACGACAAGACACUGCUACUGGAGGAGAUGGAGAGGAAAGUCCAGAAUUUCAUUACAUUCCUGUGAGACUCGGCGAGACAGUCAGGUUGACCCUGAUUUAGACUCUGAACACACACACACGCGAGAGGGACAGAGACCAGCCUUUGGGCCAAGUCCUUACACACAGAGCAAAUACAUAGCCCUGGUCUUAACGUAAACAACAGAACAAGGAAAAAUAAAGACCAAGGAGAAAAAGAGGAGAUUUCUAUGGUGCUAUAGUCUCAGGUACCCUGGUCGGACCCAGACCCAGUCUACAACCAAACGGACUCAUGGACACGCGCACACAGGAAUGAUGAAAGGGGUGUCGCUGGUGCUAUUCAGGUGCUAUCCUAAUCCAUGGGGCUCUGAGGAGUAACUGACCAACAAAACAGAUUGGGUGAUGUCAUAUCUCAAUACGGCCUACUUUUGAACUGAGCACACACACAGACUACAUGUGUGCUUAGUUAUACACACAGUAAUCCCAGGCACAGAUUGUCACCAGCAGUGUGUGUGCAGUUAGCUAGGAGGUUAAGGCAGUCUCCUGUUUCAUUACCAUUGCCGAGCCCAUCUCUCAGUACUGUACUGAAUCAGCAUCAUAGGCCAGUCAUCUCAUAGAUACAACAGCUUACAGAUCAUACUGAGUCAUUCAAACAGCCUGGUUUGAUUAGCAUCUGGCUCUAAUCAAUCCAUAGAUUUUUGAUUGAUAUGGCUCUAAUAACCACCCUUCUCGCCCAAUGUCCAUUAAAUGCUUUGAGCGUGACGAUACAGUUAGUUCAUGUUGCACUGGUGGCCCAGAAUCAGAGCCAUCCAUUACAUAUGGAUACAGAAAGAUAUGGCUGCGGUUAGAAUCAAUUGAUAAUAAAACGUGUUACUGGAAUGAAUCAACAGAAACUAAGGAAGCGUUUGUUUUUUAGCUUUUCAGUCGUAUCAAACAGAUUGACGUGCUGCUUGUGGUAGCUGAAUCACAUCUCUGUCUGGAACUGUCCGUUUUCUUCAACACAAGCUGUGCCCUGCUAGUUUAUAUUCCCCAUCCACUCCAAACUAACUGGAAGCGAUUUUAAUUGGACACUUGUAGUUUGCACUGACUAGCAUGUGCCUUAUUUAACCCCCAAUGAACUUUAAUAUUUCUGAAAGAAGGGUUUUUAUCAACUGCUCUGUUAAAUGUAGUGCAGUACAGUGGGUUCGAUGUAGGCAUUUCCCCCUUACUAACCACAGAUCUAGGAUCAGUUCACGCAACUAUAACCUUUUGUGGGGGAUAAUAUCUGACCUAGGACCAGAAGUCACUUCUACAGUACUAAACUCAGGAUAGUCACAGUAGGAAAGCAGAGCUGUCUUUUCCUGCCCAGAUGGAAAGAGGACAGUAGGGUUUUUAUUACUUUCAUGUGGAUGGAGGUAAAAAAAAAGUGGUGCCAAUUUUCCCCAAAAUAAAUACAUUUCCUCGACGUUUUCCAAUUUUAUACGAUACGUUGGUAACAAUGUUUGGGUUGUUAUUGCAUUGAUUGUGAAGCUUCUGAUGAUGAACAAGGCCAUUCUGUUGAGGUUAGAACAGCAUUAUAUUGUUUCAUUCAUUUUGUUUUUGGAUUGUCUACGCCUGAAGGUAGUGGGAAGGUUGUAAUCCGCUAUGGUCUAUCCAUGUUCAUCUUGUGGUAAAGAUAUAUGCAUUUGCUUUUCUUCUUGGAUUUCCUUGGCCAUGGAUAAGUCCAUGUUUUGACCAGAGUCAGCCGUUGGGUCACACAGACAACCCUUUCUCAUUCAAAUCAUUCUUAACACCAGGGUUCUAACUCAACUCAGGUCCUGGCGAACUACUAGGUGUACAGGCUUUUGUUCCAAAUAAACCUGGUCUUCAAUCUGGAUCACAAUUGGGCUGUAACAAAAUCCUAGUAGCUCUAAGAUUGGAGAGUUGUAAAAGCCCUGCUUUAUGCUGGUCCAACCCCUGAUGCUCCCCCCCCCCCCCCCCCCCCCCCCCCCCCCCCCCCCAACUCCCCCUCUGCCUUCUCUUGGAUCGCUGGGUGAAGAUUUAAAAGUUAAUCAUUUAAGAAUAUGCAAACUAGCAUUUUGAGGCCUAAGCAUUGGACUACUGCAGAGAGAAACAAAGCUACCUCAGCUUAAUUUAUUAUAAUGCUAUGACAAACCGUUUACUGGGUGCACAGUAUUAGGCCAUGUUCCAAACUAUCGUCGCAACUCUCAUACUGCUAAGGUACUGGAUCAUCAGCACAAGUUCUGUGACUGCUGCGGUAACACCAGUUUGUUUGGUUGUCUUUAUUGCAUUUGAGCCGAGACGAAACAUACAGCAUUUAAGUUGAAGCAAAUGUCAAACUGUAUAUUUCGGUUCUGCAGACAGUCGUCCUAAGAUUGCUUUCCUUUCAGAUCGUACUACACAAUUUUACAGGCUAUUGCGAUUCUUCUGUCCAUCUAACCACGAUCUCGACGUGUUUGCAGACUCAUCUUUCUUGUGGUGUUCCAUUUUCUUUUUUAUUUAUUAACAUAAUUAUUCAACAGGUUUGUCUUAAUAUCCAUUAACUGUCUUUGUAUAUUUGAAAAUUGGGAAGAGUUGUUACUCAAAGUGAUUUGAUCUUAGUGCCGAGGUAGGUUUUGGAGCAUAAAGGUUACAGGUGUCUCAGGUUUCUUCAGGCUACACUUAUUCCAUUGUGAUUCGUUUUUUCUUGUUUAGUGGUUAUGGACUGCGGCAUACUGGACGAGGCUAACGUUGACUCAUCGGAAUUUUUACUUAAAAUAUAAUAGUGUGUUGCGGACUCAAUUUGGCCACCAAGUAAAAUAGUUUUUCAGCAUUGGGGAAUAAAAUGUUAUGUUCUUGUUUAUACAUUUGUCUGGUAUUAAACGAUUUAGUCCAGUAUGCGCGCAAUUCUCCAUCACAACUUAAUUUUAUCUGGGAUUCAUUUAGUAUGUUUAAUUUCUUCUUUGAGGUUUUAGUGUAUUGAACAUCCUUUUCCCCAUUUAAGUGUUACUUUAGUGUGUUGUAUUUCUGAAAUAAACUGCUGUGAUAAACUUGAAUAAAG
Molecule: messenger RNA, 7509 nt
Organism: Oncorhynchus mykiss (rainbow trout)
Lineage: Eukaryota; Metazoa; Chordata; Actinopteri; Salmoniformes; Salmonidae
Gene: atad2b
Product: ATPase family AAA domain containing 2B
Biological process (GO): nucleosome assembly; nucleosome disassembly; transcription initiation-coupled chromatin remodeling
Cellular component (GO): nucleus
Molecular function (GO): histone binding; ATP binding; chromatin binding
Source: RefSeq, a predicted model, not a curated record